This is a messenger RNA of Triplophysa rosa, 2318 nucleotides long. RefSeq lists its product as uncharacterized. Bases 352 to 1812 code for a protein of 486 amino acids. Lineage: Eukaryota; Metazoa; Chordata; Actinopteri; Cypriniformes; Nemacheilidae. The transcript is spliced from 8 exons. The record is from RefSeq and is a predicted model, not a curated record.
UGUCUCUCUAUUCGUCCCGGUGAGAGUCCAAGAUCCGGUAACUCCGACAAAAGAGGAGUGCAGGCUGUACCCUUCUCAAAAUCCGACGAGACCACGCGUAUACCCCGAUAUACAUCUGGCUGCUCAAGUGAUUAAAGAAACAUUUCAGAAACAGACGUCAACAGAAAAGAUGCUGCUACCCCCUCCCUUGACCCCGAGCUAGCCCCACCGAGCCUUGGUGAUGUGAUUAAUGCGGUGAAGGCAGCCUUUGAGCAGGCAAUACAGAUAUCAACAGAAGGUGCCGUACAUGAGGCCUUGGAGAAGACUGCAGAAGAACAUGUACCACGGAAGACUCCAACAGAGCAGCCACCAAUGUCAGAGAACGUGGCAGAUCAUACAACAGAAGCAGCUGCAGUGCGAGUUAGUGAAGAGGAGACAGCGGUUCUCACUGCGGGAGAACCAGAUGCCCACGUGUCAGAAUCAAAUGAACAAACAGAUGAGGAAUCAGUUCAGGGACCUGCUCAAAAAGCAAAGCUUACUCAAGAUACAGACAAGGAACCUUCAAGACUUAUAGAACAUGAAACGUUUCAAGAGCGAUCCGAUUCAGAGCCGGUCAAAACAACAGAAGAAUCAAUUCUAAAAGCAGUUGAGUCAGUCAUUGAGGUGGAGUCUGUUGAGGAACAAGAAAAGUCAGGUGGGGAGUCAGUUUUGUUAGGCCCUCAGGUUGUUAAAGUGGGUGAACCAAAUACUGAUAACUUUGCUGAGCAUUUGGAAAUGGAGGAAUCACCUGUCCACGCAUUUACAGCUGACAUACGAAAUGAAAACAAACCAGGAAGAGAAGCAGGAGGCGAGGAGGUUGAAAGAAGUGCAGGAGUGCCAGAAAACGCAUGGAAGCCUCAAGUGUCUGAGAUGGAGAAGACUGUGGAAACAGAGAGAGUAGAGGUGACAAUAGCCAGUGAAGAUGUUAAAUCAGAAGGGCUCCAAGAAGAUGUAAAAAUGCUACCUGGAGAUAUGGAAAGACCAGAGGCAGAGACAGAAUCAGAGAUAAGACAAGAGGAAAGAAACACUGGGAUAGUGGUGGAGGGUGUAGGUGGUGUAGUAGUUGAGGAACAGUUAGAAGAAGAACAUGAAGCAGAAGUUGAAGCAGAGAAGGUAAAAACAGAAACUGAGCUUCAGACGUUUUUAGGAGAGGAUGAGGUCCCACCUACCGGAAAAACAGCAACAGUGGAAACUCAACAGGAAGCAGAGGUCAUCGUGAACACUAAAGGGUCAAUGAAGUGGCAGGAGCCUGUCAUUAAAAAGGUUCAAGCAACAGGCGGUAGAGCGCAUGAAAUCAAUGACGUGAAUGAAAUUAUUACCUCCAGGGACCCAUUUGAGAACAGUCAUGGUGAACCAGCACUGGUGAACUCUGUUGUGGACCUCCCCCCCACACCCACCCUUGGCCUGGGGCUUAAAGAAAGUGAAGCACGAGCGGAGGAACCCAAUGACUCCACUUAUUCCAAAGCCUCAGGGCAGGAAGCUUGGAAGAUAGGAGCCAUAGCGGCAGCCUUCUUUCUCAUCCUGCAAACUGCUGUCACCAUUGUCUACAUUCUGAAGUGCAGGAGAAAGCCAAACAGUAACGUAACCCCAAAGAAACUGUGUGCAAGAGGAAAUGGAGGUUUAGAAUAUGAUGCAACCAACACAGACACCACCAUCCCAAUCGACGAACAAAUUGCUGUAGAUGACCUUCCAGAAUAUUCACAGGUCCAGGAAGAGGACGUUGCUAUGACAACAGGCCCGCCAGAUUCUUCCCAGACAAACUCCUCCCAUGACCUCAGAACCUCUGUUGUUUAGCACUGCUGACCUUAAAAGUAUAAUUGUGUGUGUGUUAGUAAAUAAUUGAGUUUCUGACAGCGUGAACAUGUGUGAUGAAUGGUCCGAUUAGUCUUGACAGCAAUGUCACUCCUGGGUUAUUCACCAUAUAGUGAUUUCUGUAAAAUGUCUUCAAUAAUGUACACAAUGGAGCUGUAUCAAUAUGUUUUGUCCUCGAUCACCACUAUACAAGACUUGAUGAAGGUGAACAAUAACCGCACUUCACAACUAACCUUAUGGUAACCUUUCUGUUCUGAAUUAUUCACCCAAAAGUUGCUCAAAAUCUCCUUUUUCUUAGUGGAAAGAAUUAUUGAAGUGUUACCGGGUCAAAACUACCAUUUGCACAAUAGACAAAAUGCAAUUAUUUGGCUGAGCUUUUUUAAUGCAUCAGAUGAUGUUAUUUACAAUGAAGUUUCAUAAAAGUAUGGUAAUGAAUUGUUUGACUGUGGCAGUGUUAUGUUUGACACUAUUGGUAAUUAAACAACAUU